CUAUGCUCUUGUGUAUAUACCGACUUUGGUGUAGAGUUCGCGUCCCAGUUGUAACGUUACUCGAUCCAUUUCCUGCUCCGUUGCUAUGAACGCUCGUGCCGCUUUCUCAGGCUGGGAAACGGGUGAGCCAGUUGCAGGCAAACUGAGCCUAGGAAAUCCACCGGAAGCCAGAAAACACCAGCGCUGUCGAGUUCGAAGCCAGGCUGUCAGUCACAAGCCAAUCUGGGCGAGAAACGAACGCGAGGAGGGUCGUUUUCGUUACAGUUUCCGACACCAUGACGACACGCGUCUGUACAUGGAGCAAUACCGGAAGGAAAACGCAUUCUCGACACUCGCGGUGUGUCGAACGGAAGGCGACAUGCAAACGGAGAAAUCGCGACUGUACAAUGCUCUCGGAAACGGGUAUUUAUCGCAGCAACUGCGACUUGCUUACGAUUCGUACAAGACCGCACUGGAAGCGGCUCAUAUGCGAAAAGUGAUGGAAUCAAAAGAUCGUGUGCAACGGGAAAUACAGCAUGAUGCCAUGCCCAAGACCAUCACCUUACAGCUACCUUUGCCUCCUAUUCCGCUAGGUAGGUCACCGACCAAGACCUGGCGAAAAACAUGUUAUUCUCCAAAUUUGAAAGAAGAAUGUAGUGCUACUUCUCCAGUCGUUUGUCAACAAGAAACGUCUCUGCACACGUUUCUCAAGAACGGUGGCAACUGCGCAUGCGCGGACUGCGUGCACGUGCAGAAUCACGUGGCUGCAGAUGAGUGUGGAUGUCCUGCAGGAGUGAGUAAGCUCUACAUGGAAGUCAUGCAUGACUGCACUACACAAGAAGCCACCGAGGAAACCGUUUGGAGACCGAGAGACACAGGCAGCGAAAAAAUGGGAAAGAAUGGCUGGUCAUCAUCAAAUGACAGUCCAGACGAGUGCAACUACAAGCGAUACAUGCCCGACUACUUGAUGGAAUCACGAACAGAACAGCUUCAAUGGCACACCAUUGUGGGAGCUCUACCGUCCGUAGUCAGUUGGCUGCAAAAGUUGAAUACUGCGAGACGAGCUCAUCUACUAGAUCCACUGCCUCAUGAGCUAGCCGGCGUUUCUCUACACAAAUCCUCAGCAUCUGCACGUGCUCUCAUAAAAAGUGAAACAACAACAACAACAACAGGCGUUUUCAGAAAACAAGACGCUGCAGUAGAGAAAUCCGAGAGUCAGCCGGACCUUGUUGCAUCUUCUGAAACAGAUCUCCAAUUGAAGUUGCGCUCACGGACAGAGGCUCUGGCCAGUUUCUCACUGAACCCACUAUAUCAGCAGGAAGAGCAACAGGACUCCACUGUCUCGUUGCGAAAAAAUCGGAGCCACCACAAGAGGCUGAAAGCUUUCGCAAAACAUGCUGGAGUUGGAACCGUUUCACAAUCCAAGCCUCCCGUGCCCCACUACAUGGCCAGCUUUUCCAAAUCCAUUCUCAUCAAGCCACAAUCGAAAGCAUCUUUUGAAGAAUAGAUUUGUUAAUUAAUUAUUCAAUUAAUUAAGAAUGCCUGUAUAUUUCUACGGAUAUUCAUAGCUUUUCUAUUUUGUUAGCUCUGUUUUGCAUUACAGGUGAAAUCUGUCUCUAAACUUUGAAUUAAAAUCGAAUUACGAUACUAACCUAUGUGGCUAUCGUUAGAAGG
Molecule: messenger RNA, 1653 nt
Organism: Corticium candelabrum
Lineage: Eukaryota; Metazoa; Porifera; Homoscleromorpha; Homosclerophorida; Plakinidae
Exons: 3
Coding region: 86-1486 (466 amino acids)
Source: RefSeq, a predicted model, not a curated record